This is a messenger RNA of Melampsora larici-populina 98AG31, 1509 nucleotides long. RefSeq lists its product as uncharacterized. The record is from RefSeq and is a predicted model, not a curated record. Bases 1 to 1509 code for a protein of 502 amino acids. The transcript is spliced from 7 exons. NCBI's taxonomy places the organism in Eukaryota, Fungi, Basidiomycota, Pucciniomycetes, Pucciniales, Melampsoraceae.
AUGACCUUUCAUCCAAUCAUCCCCAUCCAGCACACCAUCCACAAAGAUGAGAAAACUUCACGACCACCACCUCGCCCAUCUGAGAUCCGAGCCUUGCCGACUCCCACCACCACCGUAAAGCAACAACGACUCGCUAGACGUCUGACUCAACCAGCCGAAGCGAAGCGCACCAACAAGCGAGCACGCUACGAAGACGACGAAGAUUUUGAAGCAGAUGACGACGAAGCUCAUGAUAGUGAAAUAAUUCACGCCGCACACGAACCCACCGAUACCAAAUCCGAGCUAACCCCCAACCUCUCAAACUAUCGUGAAUUGGGCAAUGAAUGGGGAUUAGCGCGUGCUGAAAAGUACCUCGGCAACCUCAAACUCCCCAAAAACAACCGGUUGUCAGGCAACGGCCUGUUCGAGGCACAAUCCCUUCAAGCAGCAUACAAGACACACAAAACAAUGCUCUGCAUUGCCUUGAAGGUCAGCAGAAGAGUGCUCGAUGAAGCUCUAUUAGAAGGACCGUUAGCGCGCGAACCAAACAUGUAUAACAACUAUCAAACUUACAGUAAAGUAGCCACUUCAACUAAAAUGCCACCCAAGGGUGUUUCCCAGGGCUUUCGUGAACGCAAUGAGAUCGUAGGUUCAACGUGGUCAACAUAUGUCGAUGAAGAGCAGGAAGUCUUCACUCCCCGGCUCUUUGAGCGCCUCUGCGUAGCGACCAGUGAGGCCUAUGCACUUACCAAAACACCGCUUGGGAUCCCUUCAUCUGUUGCUGUUCAAGAAGCACCUACCAAUGCCUGCACUUCUGGUCUUGAACCGCUUACCCCGGAAGAACUGGAAACAUAUGUACCUGUUUUCGAACGCUUAGUUGAUAAGCAGAAAGUAUCACGAGACCUCCACCAGGGACAACUCUGGAGACACAGUAGCAAAACAACCAACCGGACAACCGAGCACCUAAUGAAGCUUGAAAUCAGUAGGGUGGUACGUCAGCUAAACGUACUAAUGCAUCAUUUCAACUUACAAUUUCACUUGAUUAUUGCGUGCUGGAACCCGGCUACCUCCACCGCGCGUGCGCUCUUCCAGGAGGAACAUACCUCAUGUGAGCGAUGGGUUGCCCUACAGCAGAAAAAACACCUUCUGGAGUACUUCACCUUUGAAUCUACCAAGGCCCCUCGACAUCUCCGCGCGCAGCCUAAAGAACCCAAGCCGCAAACAGAAUCUGCCGCCCGACAAACCGCAAAGCGAUCCGAGCUAGCAAAGUCCCUCAACGAUCUGAUCGUUCCAUACCUUCGAGGGGGGCCUCAGGGCAGAGGUGAUGCCCACCCCAAGUGUUUGAACUUGGGUGAAGCAUUUAAAAAGAAGACUUACCGAGGAGAUGUGGCUCUCACAUUCAACCGUACCUCCAACAGCCAGGUAACAGACGAGAUGAUAUCCAAGGGGCCCAGCUCUCUCACCAACGAUGAAAUUUCAGUAAGUAAGAAGCAGCUAAUCUCACUUGCUCUUGCUAGCCGUUUGACGUGA